AUGGAGGUCACGGCGCCAUGCAGCACACGGCACAGCAGGUGGGGGGGCGGGGGCUCACCGGGCCCAGACGCUGGAGGGCGGGAGCAGCUGCUGGGCGUAGGGUGCCUGGUAGCAGUAGAGACAGAGGAGGUGGCCAGCGCCAAAGCAGCCCACCAGCACGCAGACCACGUUGAAGCCGCGGGCACUGAUGGGGAAGUGGCAGGCCCACCAGGUGCAGAUGGCCAGGAAGACCAGCAGGUAGACACUGGAGAGGGCCGAGGGCUGGGCGAUACCUACAGGGAGGCAGGGCACUCACACCUGGUCCUGCUAGGCUGGGCCCUGCUCCAGGGUACCUGCCUCCCCACCCGCCACCAUGGACACCCUGGGGUACCUGCUAAAGCCAGCAGCACGAUGGCCAGGAACCGUGCUGCAGCCACUAGCAGCCAGUGGGCUGUGACCCGGAAGCGGGCUGCCAGCCUGGACCUCCGCUUAGGGGCUGGUGCCUGGGCAUCCGGGGAGCUCACUGCGGUGCCAGGGGCCACUUCUCUCUCAUCGUCAUCCUGUGGAGACCACGGGGUGGGGGCCUCGCACACGGACCACGGGUCCGACACAGCCUCCGACGGUGACUGA
Elephantulus edwardii (Cape elephant shrew) is the source of this 609-nucleotide messenger RNA. RefSeq lists its product as uncharacterized. NCBI's taxonomy places the organism in Eukaryota, Metazoa, Chordata, Mammalia, Macroscelidea, Macroscelididae. Bases 1 to 609 code for a protein of 202 amino acids. The transcript has 3 exons. The record is from RefSeq and is a predicted model, not a curated record.